Phycomyces blakesleeanus NRRL 1555(-) is the source of this 636-nucleotide messenger RNA. RefSeq lists its product as hypothetical. The record is from RefSeq and is a predicted model, not a curated record. Lineage: Eukaryota; Fungi; Mucoromycota; Mucoromycetes; Mucorales; Phycomycetaceae. The transcript is spliced from 6 exons. Gene Ontology annotation, cellular component: membrane. The coding region runs from base 1 to 636 and encodes 211 amino acids. Gene Ontology annotation, biological process: vesicle-mediated transport.
AUGUCUAAUACAACAGAAAAUACAUUCCGUAACUCGCUCAGAAACUUCAAUGUCGCAAGGUCAUCUCCCAUCUCGCUUCCUGCUGCAAACCAGGCAAACCAGGCAGCCAAUGAAAGCUCGCCUUUUGCAUCAAUCCGAAACAAAGCAUCCAACAUGUUCUCUAAUGUCACAUCAACGGUCCAAGAUUAUGUUCCCAUUGGAUUAAAUAGUGAGGAAGAAGAAGAACCAUGGUAUCAAAUGUCACGUGUAGAGGCAAGUAAAGCAUCCAUGGGAAACAAGAAUUGCAUGCUUCUUUUUGUUUUGGCAAUAUUCCCUGGAAAAUUCGCUGCUACAUUUACAUUGGGUAGUAUCUUGAUUCUUGUUAGUAUUGCCAUGUUGCGUGGCCCUUGGUCUCAUCUCUGCCACAUGAUAUCUGUGGAAAGACUCCCAUUCACUUGUUCAUAUCUCGGAACAAUGGGCCUGACACUAUAUUUCUCUAUUGGGGCUCGUAAAACUAUUCCUACAAUUAUAUUUGCAGUCUGUCAGUUAAUCGCUCUUGUCUGGUAUUUUGGAUCAUAUAUUCCUGGUGGAAUUUCAACUCUAAGAUACGGUACCUCCUACAUUGGAAGAAGAGCGACUUCUCUCCUUCCUAUAUAG